AUUACAUACAACACGAGUAAAACACAAUAUUGUCCUCAAAUUUUCAAGCCUCAACGAUGCAUUCAAGUUAGAGCUGCAGGUUUUGAACUCAGUCGACAGUACACCAGCUCUUUAGAUUUACAUAAUCGCAACUUGAAGUUGUUCAUUCGAAAUGGCCGCAACAUAUCCCAUCGCUGUUCCCUCUCUGGCAGACAUGUUCCCUGAACUCCCACAGAUCCCCGUUGUAACAAACUGUAGAAUCGAUGAAAGCAAAGCUGCUGGAGAUCCCAUUGACGAGGAUGCUGCACACAGCGCAGAGCAGACGGUGCAUGUACUGCAAGCCCUCAGGCGUACCGUUCCGGAGCUCACCGAUGCUCAUAUAGAAGGUGCAAAAAACCGCGCACAUGUGCUGCGUGCAAUUCAUGCAAGUAGAGCAGUUGGGCCGGGCGACAUUCUAGCUACCUUGAAUGACAUUCGAGGAAACUUGGAUGACAUGCAAAGGAAUUUCACUGAAACCUUGGAACAGAUCCAAGCAAUCAUGCAGCGGAACCAGGCCAUGAUCGCCAAUAUUCGACUGGCAAGACAAAACCACGUGGUACCUCGUGAUCGAGAUAACUACACUCCACUUCAGAAAACCACAAGUGGACAUGGUCGUAAUCUUGCAGUACAAGCGUCCCGGCAAGAGCAUCUUAACCAGAUCCCCCCCAGUGCCACCAUCCAGGUCGCUGAAGUAGGAACUUGCCCCCCCUUCUGGAAUCCUGUCAUCGAUGGGUAUACAAUGAGAAACAUCUUCCAGUUGAUCAUCUUCUAUAACGAUGAUUUCGACAUUCAACCGGUAGAUAAUGUGGAGGUCAGGAAGUAUAAAUUUCGUCACUGGUUGUGUUCUCUCGCUGCCUCAUAUCUUGCGUUGGAUCGUUAUCGUUCAUCAGGGAAAACCUCCUUCACGAAAUCAAGGUAA
This is a messenger RNA of Suillus fuscotomentosus, 937 nucleotides long. RefSeq lists its product as uncharacterized. The transcript has 6 exons. Lineage: Eukaryota; Fungi; Basidiomycota; Agaricomycetes; Boletales; Suillaceae. The coding region runs from base 152 to 937 and encodes 261 amino acids. The record is from RefSeq and is a predicted model, not a curated record.